Molecule: messenger RNA, 2407 nt
Organism: Lycium ferocissimum
Lineage: Eukaryota; Viridiplantae; Streptophyta; Magnoliopsida; Solanales; Solanaceae
Exons: 4
Coding region: 107-2167 (686 amino acids)
Source: RefSeq, a predicted model, not a curated record
UUCAAUAUUAGAGAGCAGAGUCCUUUAAAUCAAAUGACCAUAAGAACCAAAGACUACCAAACAAACAAUUGCUUUACAAUACAGAAAGAAAAAAAGUUAAUAGACAAUGGAGUUCUUCAACAAAGCUAAAGUUGUCAGGCUCAAAGGUCAUCUUGGCAAGUACAUUGUCGCCGAUGAUGACGAACAAACCGUCCGACAAAGCCGUAACGGUUCAUCAAAAAAGGCACGUUGGAUAGUCGAAUUGGUCCAAGGCAAUCCUCACCUCAUACGUCUCAAAAGUUGCCAUAACAAAUACCUCUCGGCUUCUGACGAUGCUUUCCUUCUUGGCAUGACGGGUAAAAAGGUACUCCAAGCAUUAGCAGCUACUGCAACGGACGGUUCAAUUGAGUGGGAGCCUAUAAAAGAAGGAUACCAAGUGAAGUUAAGGACAAGGGGAGGCAAAUUUCUGAGGGCAAAUGGGGCAACACCCCCUUGGAGAAACUCUAUAACUCAUGAUUUACCUAAUAGAACUGCAACACAAGAUUGGGUGUUAUGGGAUGUGGAUGUGAUUGAUGUGGAUGUGUUAGAUUCUGAAUCUUUAAAGAGUUAUCCUUCAACUCUGUCGAGCUUCUCUUCUUUUGGAGAUGAUGAAUGCACUCAUCGCUCUGUUUCGUCAAUUCCAAGCUGGCCAUCAAUUGAAUCUGAUUGUUCUUCACAUUCAAGUUCAGGACAGAAUGGCAUGGAAUUUUUUGAAAGAGCUAAAGCAGUAAGGCUUCAGAGCCACCUCGGAAAAUACCUAGUGGCUGACGAAAACGAACAAAUUGUUCGACAAAGCCAAAACGGGUCAUCGCACAGAGCGCGAUGGACAGUCGAAUUAGUUGCAGAAAAAAGCAACGUAAUUCGACUAAAAAGCUGUUAUGGGUUGUACUUAACAGCAACUGAACAGCCAUUUCUUCUGGGGAUGACUGGUAAAAAGGUUCUUCAAACUGUUCCAACAAAGAAUACGGAUGCAUCAAUUGAAUGGGAGCCAAUACGAGAAGGAUUCCAUGUGAAGCUUAGAACAGGUGAAGGGAAAUAUUUGAGGGCUAAUGGAGCUACACCACCUUGGAGAAAUUCUAUAACUCAUGAUGUUCCUAACAGGACAUCUACUCAAGAUUGGAUUAUGUGGGGUGUAGACGUUGUGGACAUUACUAUUUCAGAUACUAGUGAAUCAAUGUCAAGUUGUUUAUCGUCUGCAUCGAGUUUUAAUUCUGUGGACGAUGACUAUACGGUUUCUCCUGAUACUGGAUCCCCAAAUGACAUAAACUAUCAAUCCCGAAGGUGUAAGAAGGCACCAGUUAAGCAGAAUUCUGGGAUGGAAUUCUUCCAGAAAGCCAAAUCCGUUAGGCUAAAAAGCCACCAUGAUAAAUUCUUAUUAGCCGAUCCCGAUAAAGAAACCGUGUAUCAAGAUCGCCAUGGAACUUCCAGGAGUGCAAAAUGGACAAUUGAAUUCCCUGAAGAAGUCGAAAAUGUUAUCCGGUUGAAGAGUUGCUAUGGCAAAUAUCUAACAGCCACAGAUGACCAAGUCCUUCUUGGUGUCACAGGUCAGAAAGUUGUUCAGAGUUUGCCUAAAAGGUUGGAUUCCUCAGUUGAGUGGGAACCAAUGAAAGAUGGAUUCCUUGUGAAGCUUAAAACAAGAUAUGGGAAUUAUUUACGCGCUAAUGGUGGCUUACCCCCUUGGCGAAAUUCAAUUACACAUGACAUACCUCAUAGACAUCACGAUUGGAUCUUAUGGGAAGUGGAUAUUGUUGAGAAAUUGCCCGAACCAACACCAAAAAUUACACAAUCAGAACGAUUAGACGUUGAUUCCAGUUCUUCUUUUCAUUUUAUAUCCCCUACGUAUUCCGCGAGUGAGUCAAGAGAUGGAACUGAUGCUUCUCCGAUGAAAUCUGAAGGCCGGUUGAUCUAUUACCAUGUGGCAGAUGAAAAUGGAAAUGCGAAUGAUGCAGUGGAAGGGCCUUCUUUUCAUUUCAAAGGGCAUGGGCUAGAGGAACUGACUGAAAAGUUGGAGGAAAUUACAGGGCUGGAGAAUAUUACUGUCUGUUCGCGCAACAAAAUCAAUGGGAAUCUAUAUCCUCUUCGGUUAGCAUUGCCUCCAAACAACGCGGAUAUGCAUGUUGUGGUAGUUCCUGCAUCAUCCAAAACUUAGUAGAAUUCACCAUGUCAUUGGGAAAGAAGUUGUAUAUUCUACCAUCUCUUCAAGAAAGAAGCUGUAUAUUAGACCAUCUCCUCUUAAAAGAAGCUGUAUAUUUUUUUUUUUCCAUGUCUCAAGCUGGUAAACUUGCCAAUAUCCUUAGAUACAUUUUUCUUAACUGCUAUUUUCACAGUGGCAGUUGUAAUGUUACUUGGUCUUUUCAUUCAUGAGCACAAGUCUAUACAAUUUUUUUUU